Funneliformis caledonium is the source of this 1341-nucleotide messenger RNA. The record is from the annotation of a GenBank genome assembly. NCBI's taxonomy places the organism in Eukaryota, Fungi, Glomeromycota, Glomeromycetes, Glomerales, Glomeraceae.
AUGCAAAUUAAAGAUUUAUCUACAGAGGGAUUUCCAGCAUGGUCAUCAUUUAUUUGUACGCAACGUAUGACAGGUUUACGAGCGCAAACAUUAAAAAGAGGAAAACCAAAUGGCACGUCAACAACGGAUGUGGCGACGGAUUUACCUUUAGAGCACAUUACUCAAACUACAACAGAUAGUUUAGCAGCUGGGGAUUGGACCUUACAAUUAGGUUCUUGGCCCUGUUUUAUAUUUAAUCCAGGAAACGUCAGGUUCAGUCCUGGAGUGGUUGAUCAAAUCAUUUUAAUGGCUUUUGUUGAGGAAGGUGUAACCGUCCCUGUUGCUCCAAACAAUUUAUUGUUUGGCAUAUUUGAUGAAGAAAGAAAUAUGUCAAUCGUUGAACCUUAUGUUGGUCCAACUCCUUCUGUGAACACCUUUACUUUCACAAGAACUCAAAAAAUUGAUGUCGAUAAAAGAUUUCAUUCUUACUUUUUUGUUAAUAAACAAAAUUCCAAUCAAUUGGUUGGAGGGUUUGAAGUGAAAAACAUGGCUGCAAGAUUUUUAUAUUCCCCAGACACAUAUUUGGCGGUGACUUACACUGAGAGGAGGAAAUAUACACCAUAUGAUCUAAUCUCCGCCGUUGGUGGUCUGCUGACAUAUACUAUGGCUGCCUGGUUUAUUUUAUUUGGGAGGGGCAAGUACCGUUCAUGGGGACUAGUUCAGCGAUAUUUGUUGCACAGUUCACCAGAUGCCAUGAAAAAAGAUGAUAGCAAUCGAUUAUUGCCAAUUACUUACAAAGAUCAAAAGGACUUGGAAAGUCAAAUAAAUAGCGGGUUAAGUCCAGCAACCGAAAGUUCAUCAACUCCUGUAAGCGUCAACGCGUAUACGCCUUCAUUAUAUUAUUUCUCGGCUACUGGAACUCCAACGCAACAAAAUUUUCCUUUAUCACCGACUAAUCGAGUGUCAAGCUCAAAGAGCUUAAAUAAAAGGAUUGAUGCUAGGAUUAACCUGAAACUCUGGUUUGUCGAACAAACCUUGAGUCGACAUUAUCUUUCAGGAUUUAGAUUACGGAAUUAUGAUGUUGAUUUUAAAAAGUUUGGAAUCGAAACCUAUGAUGAUGAUGAAGAAGCAUUAGCUCCUCCAACCGCACAUCAAAAUUGGAAUCAUUUCAAUCCAAGUAUUCGUACUCCUGAUCAGAAUAGUCUUGGAAAAUUUCAAACAUCAUCAUCUCUUUCAUCAUCUCCUCGCGGAAGUCAAAUGUUUCAAAAGAAUAAUAAUAAUUUAAAUCCGGAAGAAAUGAGAACUCAAUAUCCAAAUGUAACGUUAAAUCAAGUGCCAAAGGAAAAGAAGAAUAGGUGGUAG